Macrosiphum euphorbiae (potato aphid) is the source of this 417-nucleotide messenger RNA. The record is from the annotation of a GenBank genome assembly. NCBI's taxonomy places the organism in Eukaryota, Metazoa, Arthropoda, Insecta, Hemiptera, Aphididae.
AUGUCAAUUGAAUCUGAAGUUCAAAAACCAAUUAUUCUACAAGGACUAUACGAAAUGAAUGGACAAAUAUUAGUUUUACCCAUUAUGGGAAACGGAAGAUGCAAAAUUACCUUAGAAGACUUCAAGCUUACUGGUAUAUUGCAAAUGACAAAAUCAUUAAAAAAUGGAAGUAUAUUCUUAGAAAUAGAAGAUUUAUCUUGGAAAUUUACUACUUCAAGAAUAAAUAUUAAGUUCGAUAACCUAUUUAAUGGAAACAAAGUUCUUGGAAAUCAUAUGAAUAAUUUUCUUAACGAAAACUGGCGAGAAUUAUUUGAUGAAAUGCAAUCGGGAUUUGAACAAGCAUUAAGUUCUACUUUUAUAGGAAUUAUCCAGCAGUUUUUGAAUCAAGUCCCACUAAAGCAAAUUUUUAAUGAUUAA